Messenger RNA from Diaporthe batatas, 2536 nucleotides. RefSeq lists its product as uncharacterized. Lineage: Eukaryota; Fungi; Ascomycota; Sordariomycetes; Diaporthales; Diaporthaceae. The record is from RefSeq and is a predicted model, not a curated record. The transcript is spliced from 3 exons. Gene Ontology annotation, cellular component: membrane. Gene Ontology annotation, biological process: transmembrane transport. The coding region runs from base 150 to 2471 and encodes 773 amino acids.
UGGCUACUGACCUUAGCAUCUCAGCUCGUAACACUACGGUGUGGGUUACAGGAGCGAUUCCACCUGAUACUACCUCUUAUCUUUGCAAAGCCAGCCUUGAUGCAUUAUUCCGCGAAAAUCUGUUUUGCGGAACAGAUUCGAUCGCGACGAUGGACAUCUAUGGAGUUAGCAUUGAGACGGAUCAGAUAAGAGAUUGGCGGUCUAUCAUCACGCUUAUUGUCUUUCUUCUCGCCAAUAUUGCUGUCUUGUUUCCUUUUCACAUACCCGUGUAUAUUCCCACUCGACUUUGGCAAGCUCUUCAGAAUUCUCUCAUUGCACUACGUGUGAUACCACCGAGCAUAACAGCACAGGAUUGUCAAUAUGGACAGCCUGACAGCAAGACCACCAAAAUCAUGCGCAAGAGAUUCCCGAUGAAUUCUGUCACGGCACCUUUGAUCGCAGACCUCUUCCUGCUCGCCAUCCUGGCCAUUGGAAGGGACGAAGUCAAGGCCGGCACUCUUGGAGACAACGGCAUUUUCCCUCUAGACAUCAUGAUAUUCUUUAUCACUCUAGCUUACAUUGCAAUUUCGAUUGAUGCGUCUGGUCUCAUCAGAUACCUAGCCCUCAAGGUCUUGCAAUGGGGAGGUGAAGUCGGCCAUAGGUUAUUCUUCUACCUAUAUGCCUUCUUCUUCAGCCUAGGUGUUUUCAUCGGCAAUGACCCAAUUAUUUUGUCUGGUACAGCAUUCCUUGCUUACAUGACGCGGGUUUCGAACAAUAUUAAACACCCCAGAGCCUGGAUUUUUACUCAGUUCUCAAUAGCAAACAUUGCUUCAGCAGUCCUCGUCUCAUCUAAUCCCACCAACCUUGUCCUCGCAGGGGCUUUUAAUAUCAGGUUCAUCAACUACACGGCGAACAUGGUGGUUCCUGUUGUUGUUACAGCAGUUGUCUUAUUUCCGUUCCUGCUAUACAUCAUAUUUGCGAAUGAGGGCCUCAUCCCCGUCUCCAUAAAGAUGCGCGAGCUUCCAGCAGAGGCCACGUCGAAACCUGCUGUCAACCCCAAUAUUCCAAACGCCAGAGGAAUCGCAGAAGAGAAGGAGGACGCCCAUGCGAACGACGAUGAAGGCCAGAUCCUUUCUCUUGUCGAGAUUAUGAACCCUUUCUUGGACAAGGGAGGCGCGGCUUUCGGUGCUAUUAUCAUGUCGGUAACACUUAUUACCGUCUUGGCCAUCAACGCUGCCACCGUCAAGGCGAAGAAUGACGAGCACUUCCAGGUGUUUUGGGUCACGCUGCCGGCUGCUUUUGUCAUGCUGUGCUGGGAUCUCGCGUUCGGUUGGAUCCACCGGAAGGAAACACGGGAAAUCUCUCGCAAGGGACGAGCUGAGGUUGAACGGGCUCAUUUGGAGAGAGCACAGAGACGACAGAUGAACGGCGACCACGUUGGGGCCGGUACGGAGAUUCUGUCUAUGACAAGAAGCCUCUCUCGAGAAGCUUGGCCUGAGAUUCAAUUUCAGGACACCCAUGCUGUUGCUAAGGAGGAUGUCAAAAACCCAGACUAUGACACGCCGCCAGUGAGUCCCGGAAGAGGGCUGACCCCUCGCCUCACGCUCACGCCUGCCGGCCCGACAAGCGAGGCCAGCAUCAAGCCGGCGUCCGAGUCGAGUCCACGCCCGGAACCAUCAGUGUCUUCUGCGGUGGGAAACACAUCUGACAACAGCCGGCCCUCUAGCCGGGCCCGGGCCAUUUCCGAGAAGAGAGCCGACUUUCCCCAUGCGAACGAAAUCGACGUUUUGGUCCAAGGCGCCCCGAUUCUGGGCAUCAGUGCAUCCACAGACCGGAAGCAAAUGGGCGAUCUGGGCGAGAGGGCAGGACACAGCGGGAGGAGUCUGGACCCGCCGACGCUUGUGUCCUUGUGCAAAGAUGGGUAUCGAUGGUCGCAGGAAACAUUCCCCACUGUCAUGGCCGUGAUAUCACAUCUGCCCUUCGCGCUUGUCCCAUUCGCCUUCUCAAUGUUUGUCCUAGUCCAGGCACUCGUUACGAAAGGCUGGGUCUCGGUAUUUGCAUACGGGUGGGAUCAUUGGGUGAGUAAAACAGGAACAGUCGGAGCCAUCGGCGGGAUGGGCUUCCUCUCGGUAAUCUUUUGCAAUUUUGCAGGAACUAAUAUCGGCACAACGAUUUUUCUAUCUCGGGUCAUCCAAGCCUGGCAGAGGAUACGCUUGGAGCCUGGUAGUGACGCUAUCAGCGAUCGGACCUUUUGGGCAACCGUCUACUCAAUGGCACUAGGAGUCAACUAUGGCGCCUUCAGCACAGCUUUCAGCGCAUCGUUGGCAGGGCUGCUGUGGCGGGAUAUCCUGGAAAGGAAGCACAUCCACAUCCGACGAAUGGAAUUCGCCCGUGUCAACGUCCCGAUAAUUGCCAUCGCUAUGACCGUCGGCUGCACCGUCCUCGUGGGAGAGAUUUACAUCACCCGGAAGGAUACACCUUAUAGCUUGUAAAUACGAUCCCAGAGUGCUUAACAGGGCACUCGACAGACAUACAUUUAGACAGCUAUAGAUAGUCA